Molecule: messenger RNA, 4300 nt
Organism: Pseudomyrmex gracilis
Lineage: Eukaryota; Metazoa; Arthropoda; Insecta; Hymenoptera; Formicidae
Product: nodal modulator 1
Exons: 14
Coding region: 36-3590 (1184 amino acids)
Cellular component (GO): endoplasmic reticulum membrane
Molecular function (GO): carbohydrate binding
Source: RefSeq, a predicted model, not a curated record
CCAGCACACAGUAGCAGGUUUCUCUCAGGGGCAGGAUGGUUUUAUUUCAACAAGCUUUUCUCUUUCUUAUUUAUUCGUUAGCGAGCUCUGUUGCCCAAGAUAUUUUGGGAUGCGGCGGUUACAUCAAGAGUCAUGCUGAUAUUGACUUUACAAAAGUGAAAAUAAAACUAUUCACAAAAACUGGUAGUGUAAAAGAUCAGACAGAAUGUGCACCAAAUGGCUAUUAUUUUCUUCCCUUGUAUGAUAGAGGAGAAUAUAUUUUGAGAGUAGAUCCUCCCAGAGGCUGGAGUUUUGAACCAAAAGAAGUAAUUUUAGAUGGUUAUGUAGAUGAUUGUAGCGAAGGAAGAGAUAUUAAUUUCAUCUUCAAAGGAUUUGGUAUUACAGGGAAGGUGAUUAGCUUGGGAAGUGAUUCUGGUCCAGAAGGAGUCACUGUUACUUUGUAUACAAAGAGCAGUGAACAUCCCUUUACAUCAACAGUGACAACAAUAGGUGGUGUUUUUUCCUUUACCCCUAUUCAACCUGGAAAAUACAUUCUUGUUGCAUCCCAUCCCAUAUGGAUAAUAAAGAAAAACAAAGUUGAAGUUGAAGUACAAGAAGGAAAUAUGGAACUACCUGAUGGCAGUCUUGUGGUAUCUGGCUACGAUGUCAGUGGUAGAGUUACCAGUGAAAACGAGCCAGUGGCUCAUGUAUCUUUUAUACUUUUUGGUAAUGGCGCUGCGGAAAAAUGCGAGACCAUACCUGUGACUAAGAAUUUCGAGUCAAAUUUUGAAUUCGCUAAGGAACCGCUUUGUCACAUGACUUCUGACCAAACGGGUAAAUUUGUAUUUCCCAGUCUGUCACCUGGAAAUUAUAAGCUCGUACCUUAUUACGCCGACGCUCAAACCAAGUUCGACGUUCAACCACCCGAGUUGUCCUUCCAAGUUAGCCACAACAGUGUAAUUCUUGCACAAGACUUCAAGGUGACAGGCUUCACGGUCAGCGGCCUCGUUCUUGGCUCCACGAACGGUAAUCCUUUGCCGGGAGCAAAGAUAUUUCUGUCGCAGAAAGAAGUCGCGGUCACGGAUAAAGAUGGAAAAUAUAUGUUGGAGAAGAUGAAAGCGGGCCAGUAUACACUUAAAGCGGAGUUUGAAAACGUACAAUUUAGCGAAAAGACAGUUAAAAUAUCUCCCAGUUCGCCUGAACUUCCGGUGCUAAUACCGUCGGCGUAUAGAGUCUCGGGUAAAGUAACCCUGUCGGCGAAGGAUACGCUACAUUUUCGCAAAAUAUCCAUUCAGAAUACAGCCGCUACGUUCUACAAGGAAUUUGAUACUAAUGAGAAAACAGGAGAAUACUCCGUAUACCUCGCGCCAGAUAAAUAUCAGUUGAGCGUAAUCGUGAGCACAGAAGAGAAAACCAAGGGCUUGCAAUUUUAUCCGCUGCAACAAACGAUUGACGUGACGUCUCAACCGAUUACCGAUGUGAAUUUCUUACAGUUAAAAGCUACAUUAGUAGGCACAGUGCAUUGUUUGCCGAAAACAGAUUGUAGUCAGGCUUCUGUCACCUUGAAAAUACUCGAUGGCAUUACUAUAAAAGCAGUACAAGUUAAGGUUGUUUUUCGUUACGCAGUCGGUCAGUAUCAGUUCACGGACGUUUUGCCGGGCCACUACGAGGUCUUGAUUGAUAACGACGUAUUUUGUUGGGAAAAUCCAAGUUACAGGAUCUCGAUAACGUCGGAACGCGCUGAAGUGCCGCCGUUCAAGCAAACUGGUUUCUCCAUCACGUUUAUAUCUUCGCAUGACACAGCUGUCGAGUAUUCCGAGCCCAAUAACACGAAACUGGUUACCAUAUCUUUGAACAAAGGUAGCACGAGACACUGUGUACAUAAACCUGGCGUGUAUACUUUUGUUCCGAAAAGUUGUCACGUGUAUCCCAAGUCGUCUUACAGCUGGGAUACAAACACGCUCGCUCCGAUUCUGUUGCAUUCCACCGAACACACCCACAAAGGCAAUAUCGUGAGCUCAAGCGCGCAAAAUGACAUCAAAGUGAAAAUUGAAGAUUCGAGCGGCAGUGUCACGACUGUCCCAUUAAAACAUCUAAAGAAGGACAACGGAUACGUUUAUGAAUUCGAGUUCAAGGCAAAAACCGAUAACGUGUAUACUAUUACUCCUUUAUCCAACGUUUUGUUAUUCACUCCAUCUUCUCUGAAGGUCUUUGGCGUGAAUGACUGCCACAAUGAGAUCGCAACUUUUGUUGGAAAUUUAGGAAAGAUUAUAUCUGGACAAAUUUCUCCACCUCUCAAAGACGUGACUGUGUACAUAUUUGGGAAAGAUAAGGAAGUUCCAAUUCACACGGUAAUUACACAGGAGGAUGGCAGCUACAGCGUUGGACCUUUGGAUGGGAAAAUCGAAUAUAGUGUUAAAGCUGAGAAGGAUGGUUUUGUGAUAACCGGACCUGAUGCUAAGGGAACAUUUUUGGCGCACAAGUUGGCAGAAAUUAUCGUGCAAGUUUCUGAUCGUGCUGACAAUUCUUCAUUGCAGGGUGUGCUUCUUUCUUUGUCCGGCAGUCAAGGCUACCGCAAGAACAGUAUAACUGGCGACGGUGGAAAAUUCAUAUUCAAUUCUUUGUCCCCGGGCGAGUACUAUCUUCGACCCAUGAUGAAGGAGUAUCGCUUCGAUCCGUCCUCGAAGAUGAUCAAUAUCUUUGAGGGAGCAACCGUCCAAGUGAAUUUGUUUGGCAACAGAGUCGCGUUCAGUGCUUACGGCACGGUAACAUCCUUGAAUAGAGAACCGGAAGUUGGUCUGGUGGUCGAGGUACAAGGCCAAGGAAACUGUUCUGACCUUCAAGAGGAAACUACGACCGAGGAGAACGGCAAUUUCAGAAUUCGCGGUCUCCAGCCGACAUGCAACUAUAUCUUUCGGUUGAAACCAAACGUGGAGACUAAUGCUCAUAUACAGCGCACGAUUCCCAGUUUGCAGCAGUUGCAGCCCGUAGAGGAUAUUCAUGGCCUGAGGCUGGUCGCCUUCCGUCCGAUUUCGCGUACGGAUGUUUCCGUGCACGUCACGUCCGACCAGCCGGAGUACUACCGUACAAUCAAGGUGAAGCUGUGCCGUGAGAACGCGCCCGACACGCCGGUGCACGUCUCGAAGCUGGACGCGCAACAAUUCACCAGCAAAACCGUUGGCAGCUACAACGCCGGCUUCCUGGUGCACUUCCCGCCGUUGCAAGCCGAUGGCAGGAAAUAUUUUGUGCAACUCGAGUCGUCGCUAUCGCAGACCGCGCACAAGUACCGGACCGUUCCAGUCUACUUCGAGGCAAAUUCGUCGUUCAAGUACUUCAAACUGGCGUUCAACGCAGAACCGAAGAGCGAUCAGAAUGAAAUGAAUCAGACAUCGGUAGUCGCGCUGCCGUUCAUUAUUUUAGUUGGACUAGCGUUCUCCAAUCGCGAAAGAUUAUGGACCUGGCUGAAUGCGCUGCUCGAGAAACGCUCAAAGCCUAUACCGAGCUCCAGAACGCCUGUCCAAGCGAUUCCUAUUGAUCCGAGAGCGGACGACAUCAUCGUUGAGCAGAUAAUGAACAUCAACAAAAGAAAAACAAAAGCACGGAAGACAUAAAUUAUUGUGUUGUUUUUCACACAAAUUAUUUUCAAUGAUGAUCUCUUAACACAGUGCAAACCAGGAUUUAUAAUUACUAUUAUUUGCCGACGUAUAAUGUGUUAAGAAGAAACAAUUUGUUGUUGUACGGUGGAUUAAAAAUUACAUAACAAAUACCACGUGUAAUAAUAAACGACUUAUUACUAUUAGUAAGUGGUAUUUCUCAAUUUGAUUGUGUCUGGAGACAAAAUAUUUAUUUCAUUUUGUGGUUUUUCGGUUCAGAAUUAUAAUUAUUUACAUGUCUACACAGAAUUGAACGUUUUACGAAAAAAAGUUAAUUUGAGAUAUUUACUCAAAAUCUAAUGGAAUACAUAACAACAUUGUAUUCUAUUAAUUUUUGAAAAAAAAACCUUUAUGCGAUUAUGUAUAAAAACUUGAUCUUAUAUAUUUUAACGCGUGACGUUAAACGAAACUAUAAUCUGCAAUGAUUUUCAGGAUCGCACGUGUGUUAUUUGAUACGUAAUCACUUAAAUGAUCAAUUCUGCAGCAGAUAUAUGAGUUUGGACAUUUUUUAUCGUUGAAAUUUAUGCGCGAAGCUGCACGAACUUUUUUGUUUAUAUCCGAUAAUAUAAAAAAAAACAUGUAUGAAUGUGUGUAAAACUUGUGUGCUAUAUUUAUAAUUUAGAUGUUUAUAUUCAAACUUGUUAUUAAAAGUUCCUAUUGAAAAUAUU